AGAACAGCACAAUCGCUGGGAUAUUAUUAUAAGACUUACCAAAAACGAAGAGACGUCCCACACCAUUCUGAAUGAAAACACACACACGCCACUCUGUAAAAAAAUGAGGCAGUUUAGCGUGGAGAAUGGCUUCGUAACAGAAGAAGAAGAACUUUACAGAAGAACUUUACAUUCUUAUGUAAGCCUAAUCUAUCAUAUGUUAAUAACACCGAUGGCAGUUCAAGGGCAUUACCAGGCUUAAUCGAUAGCUGGUAUCGAUCUAUUAGCAUAUCGCUGUGAAGGUAAACAAUGUUUAAUUCUAAGAAAAUAAACCUCAUUAGAGCAAAUAGAGAAACCUAAUUGGCAUUAAAAAAAGAGUAUCAAACCAAUAGCAUAGCUGGAAUUGAAUUGCCCCCAGAUUGAACUCCCACCAAGGCAGAGUUCAGCGCUUUGGAUUGAAAGGGGUCGAUGGAUGGAUGGAUCGUCGCAGACACGAAGCGAGUCGAACAAUGCGGCGUUUGACAAAACUCUAUGCGAAAAGACAGACAGCAGCAGACUGCAGCAGCAGCAACAACAACAAUUGAAAUGUAAACGAAACGAGGUGCAAUUACAACGGCAACGAGCGGCAAGGCAACUGCGGAUGCAAAAACCAAAGUUCCACAACAUUGAAGUCGCAGCCGGCAGCGUCAACGGAUAUGGCAACGAGGCGACUGGAGCUUGUGCAGUUGCAGCAACGAGAGCAUCUGCAUCUGCGGCAUAGAUGCCAGCUGUUGGCGGUGGGCAGCCGUGGAAGGUGGCAAGUGAAUAAAAGACACCGCUGCACCAUCGAGUGGCAUCAGUUGCAAGCAGCAAGUCGCCGAGACCCACCACCAAGGAUUAACCACCCACAACAUGAUGAAACUGCUACUGUCGCUAAUCUCCAUGUGCGCACUAGCUGCGGCACGUCCUGGCUUCCUGCACGGCCACCAUCAUCACUAUCCGGAAUACCCCAUAUACCCCCACCACCACCACCAUGUGGAGCCCCUGCAUGUGGCCAAGAUCGUGCACCUGCCCGCCGCCGUCUCCCACCAGAGCUCGACGGUUGUGCACAGCGUUCCCCAUCACAUCAUCAAGCCAGUGGUGCUGCCUACGGUGGUGAAGACUGUGGUGCAUCCUCCCAUCAUCAAGGCCUACCACCCGGCUCCCAUCUUCAACGCCUACCAUCCGUACGAUCCCUUCCAUCUGCACCAUCACCAUGACUUCCACGACUUCCACGACUACCAUCUCCACUGAUAGCCGCGCCGCCACUCUGACUGCUGAAUGAUCGCGAAUGAUGAAUGAAAACUGAGAAUGCAGAACGAAGAACGAAAAACGAUAAACGAAGAGGAUGCUACAGAUACUGCCACUGAUGAAUGAUGAUGGAUGCUGUGAUGUAUGUGUGUGUCGCUGAUUGCUGAUUGCGAUGCAAACUGCUGGAUGGAUAUGCUACUCCCACUUUCUAACUACAAUUAAUAGUGUUGAUUAUGUGUAUAUAAAAGAUACAA
Messenger RNA from Drosophila obscura, 1502 nucleotides. RefSeq lists its product as uncharacterized. The coding region runs from base 871 to 1251 and encodes 126 amino acids. Lineage: Eukaryota; Metazoa; Arthropoda; Insecta; Diptera; Drosophilidae. The record is from RefSeq and is a predicted model, not a curated record. The transcript has 2 exons.